This is a messenger RNA of Theileria annulata, 1611 nucleotides long. Its product is annotated as importin alpha, putative. The transcript has 4 exons. NCBI's taxonomy places the organism in Eukaryota, Apicomplexa, Aconoidasida, Piroplasmida, Theileriidae. Gene Ontology annotation, cellular component: cytoplasm; nucleus. The record is from RefSeq and is a predicted model, not a curated record. Bases 1 to 1611 code for a protein of 536 amino acids. Gene Ontology annotation, molecular function: protein binding; nuclear import signal receptor activity. Gene Ontology annotation, biological process: NLS-bearing protein import into nucleus.
AUGUUUAGAAGCGAAGAUCGUAAGAAGGAAUACAAAAAGAUUUUUGAGGACCCUCGGAGAAAGAGGGAAGAUAUCCAAUCCCAGAUAAGGAAACAAAUACGUGAUAAAAAUUUACAAAAAAGAAGAUCACAAGGUCGACCAGGAGAUCAGGAGGAUUUACUUGACCAAUCACUCCAGACUUCCACCUUGGAUUCUCAAAAUGACGAAGUCAGGGAUCUAGACAGGGAAUCUAUACUAAAUAACGAUUAUUGGUCACCUUCAGCACUUGCGCCUUAUGUGAAUGGCCUUAAAUCCUCAGAUUACAGCACACAGCUAAAAUGUACUCAACACUUUCGCAAGCUCCUGUCACUUGAGCUUGACCCUCCUAUAGAACAUAUCGUCAACACUGGCGUAGUUCCCAUUUUCGUUGAAUUCUUGACCAGAUACGACGCCCCUGAACUCCAAUUUGAAGCUGCCUGGGCUAUUACUAACAUUGCCUCUGGCAAUCAACAACAAACCAAAGUAGCAACUGAUAACGGUGCUGUUCCUAAAUUAAUAGCGCUUCUGGAAGCGCCUAAGGAGGAUGUGAGAGAGCAGGCGAUUUGGGCAUUGGGAAAUAUCGCAGGUGACUCUGCUGAAUGUCGUGACCUGGUCCUUAGUCUUGGUGCCUUAAAGCCCUUGCUUUACCUUAUGGCAAACUCUCAGAAGGAUAGUGUAUUAAGAAAUGCUACAUGGACCAUUUCCAACCUUUGUAGAGGUAAACCCAAGCCAUUCUUCGAUGACAUAAGACCCGCAAUACCAUACUUGGCAAAAUUAAUAGAACACCCCGAUUCAGAAGUAUUAACAGAUGCUUGUUGGGCUUUAUCGUAUAUCUCUGACGGAUCUGAGGAGCAUAUUCAGGCAGUUUUGGAUUCUGGAGCAUGUCCAAGACUAAUACAGCUUAUGGAUCAUGUUUUACCAGUAAUUCAAACACCAUCUUUGCGUACAAUUGGAAACAUCGCUACUGGAAAUGACAGGCAGACUCAGGUUAUAGUUGAUUCAGGCUGUAUCCCCAUCUUGUACAAACUUUUAUUUUCUGAGAAAAAAACCAUAAAAAAGGAGGCCUGUUGGACUCUUUCCAAUAUUGCCGCAGGCACAAGGUCACAAAUCGAGUCAUUCUUACAAUCAGAUGUUGUAGAAAAACUUAUUGAACUCAUGUCUUGCAAUGACUUUGAUAUUCAACGGGAAGCAAGUUGGGCGAUUUGCAAUGCGGCAUCAGGCGGUGAUCUUAAACAGGCUGACAAUCUCGCCUCAAGAGGAUGUAUCAAACCUAUUUGCUCUAUUCUAACUUCUACAGAUACUAAGUUAAUUGGAGUUGCCUUAAGAGCUCUAGAAAAUAUACUGACAGUUGGUCAACACAUUAUGGACAUAAACAGCUUAUCUUCAAAUCCAUACGCUUCUGUAGUUGAAGAGUGUGAUGGAAUUCGAUCUUUGGAUGUUUUACAAGAAAGCAAAUUGACUGCGAUUUAUAAAAAGUCAAGGAAUAUACUUCAAAGAUUCUUUCCUGAUGACUAUGUAUUCAAUGAAGAUGAAUUUACAAAUACUAGCGAUCAGUUCAAUACCAUCGUCCCUGAAGGAGGGUUUCAGUUUUAA